GAGUUAUACCAACAUGGCUGCCGGCUGAGCAUUCCCCCGACCGGACCUGCAGGCACGUUGGGGCGAGCCCAGCGAGAGGGGAGGCCGCGGGAGCCUCUCGCCCUUCUCCCCUCGGAGCGAAGCUCGCUCCAAACAAUACACCAAGGCCAUUUUUUCCCAGAUGCUACUAUGGCAAAUGAAGAAGAUGACCCAAUUAUACAGGAGAUUGACGUGUACCUGGCCAAAAGUCUGUCAGAGAAACUGUAUCUAUUCCAGUAUCCCAUUCGCCCAGCAUCCAUGACGUACGAUGACAUGACCCAUCUCUCCGCGAAGAUAAAGCCAAAGCAGCAAAAAGUUGAAUUGGAAAUGGCCAUUGAUACUUGGAGUCCCAACUACUGUCGAAGCAAAGGGGAGCAGAUCGCGCUCAACGUCGACGGCAUGUGCACAGACGACACGAACACGUAUUCCUCCAAAUUGAUGGACAAGCAAUCGUUUUGCUCUUCACAGACGACAGGCAAUGUUUCACGUUACGCUGCUGCUAUCUACAGAAAAGGUGAAAUUCACCUUACACCACUCCAUGGAAUUCUACAAAUGAGGCCAAGUUUCAGCUACUUGGAUAAAGCUGAUGCCAAAUACCGGGAGCGAGAAGCUGCUAAUGAUCCUGGUGAUUCUUCUCAGGAUGAAGCUGAAGAAGAUGUCAAGCAGAUCACGGUGAGGUUCUCCCGUCCGGAGUCAGAACAGGCCCGUCAGCGUCGGGUGCAGUCCUACGAGUUCUUGCAGAAAAGGCAAUCCGAGGAGCCCUGGGUCCACCUGCAUUACUACGGUUUAAGGGACAGCCGUUCCGAACAUGAACGCCAGUAUUUGUUUAGUCAAGGUCAUGGCAUGGCUGGGAACACUGAAUUAAUUAAAUCUCCAAGUGAAUACUUGAUGAUGCUGGUACCUCCGAGCAUGGAAGAAGAAAAGGACAAGCCUGUGGCCCCGAGCAACGUGCUGUCCAUGGCUCAGCUGAGGACCCUUCCCCUUACCGACCAGAUCAAGAUCUUGAUGAAAAAUGUGAAGGUCAUCGCCUUUGCAAACCUGAUGAGCCUCUUGGGUUCUGGGACCGAUCCGACGGCAGCCUUGCGGUGCAUCCAGCAGGUGGCGCUGUUGGUGCAGGGAAACUGGGUGGUGAAAAGUGAUGUCCUCUACCCAAAGGAUACCUCCAGCCCACACAGUGGAGUCCCGGCAGAAGUGCUUUGUAGGGGAAGAGAUUUUGUCAUGUGGAAGUUUACGCAGGACCGUUGGGUGGUACGGAAAGAAGUCGCUACGGUUACAAAACUUGGCCCAGAAGAUGUAAAAGACUUUUUGGAGCACAUGGCUUUCUUGAGGAUAAACAGAGGGUGGGAAUUCAAACUCCGCUAUGACGAGGAUUUUGUCCGGAAGCAUCCAGAUGUGGUCCAGAGGCAACAGAUGCUCUGGAUGGGCAUUCAGGCCAAGUUAGAGAAGGUCUACAACCUGGCAAAAGAAUACAUGGCACCAAAGAAACAAGCUGCACAAGCAGCUGCUCCGUUGCUGGUUACCGGAGAACAGAGGGUCAACCUGGCCAAAGCCAAAGUCAAGCAGAGCUAUGGACAGCUGGAGCAAGACUUCCAGAAGUGGAAAGUGGAGGCCAGAAUGAAUGAGUCCACCUCUCCCGCGGACCUUCUUGGAGUCCGGAUCAAGGAGGAGCCGGUGAGCGAUGAGGAGCCGAUGGACACCUCUGUUUGUCAUGGGUUCAAUAAUGGACUGGCCAACGGCACCCAUUCAGAAGAGAACUCAGCGGACUCCAUAAAUGGCCUCUUGCCAGUCCAGGAGAGGGUCACGCAAGAACUGAGAGCCUUCGUGGUGGCAACCUUUAAGAAACAGUAUGUUGUAACCCUGAACGAGCUUAAACGGUUAUUUAAUCUCCAUGUGGCAAGCCUGCCUCCCGGGAAUCUCUUGUUUAGUGGCAUUUCGGAUAAAAUGUUACAGGACGUGGUGUUGGAAAUGGGCUGCAAACAAAUAAUGGUGCCUUUCCCCCCGCAGACAACCGCAUUACCGGAUGAACAAAAGGUCUUUGCACUUUGGGAAGCCGGGGACACGUACGAUCAGCAUCGGCAAAUUUUGCUCGAAAUAUUUUCCAAAAACUACCGAGUGCGUAGAAAUGUCAUCCAGAAUCGGUUGGCCUGUGAAUAUGGAGAGGAUCUAGAUAAACAAAAGGUGGAUAAAAUCUUGAAGGACUGCUGUGUAAGCCAAGGUGGCAUGUGGUACCUUAAAGGAACAGUACAACAGCCAACAUCUUGACAAAAGGGAUUCCCUUUCAUAGAAUCAGGUUAACACCCGGACUGAAGGCAAAUUUUCAGGGCAGGAAAGUAAAUCAAAACGCCCUCCUUUCCCUUGGUCUGGGACUGCGCUUGAUCUCCUUAAGGCCCUGUGGACGGAGGAAGCAGUGUGUAUUUCCCUGCUCAACUCAUUUGCAUGGCAUCCAAAAUGCCACCCUUGGAGAAAAAAAUGGAUCUUUGCAAACCGUUAGAUUAAUUCGGGAUCCCUAAUAUAUUUUGCUUCUCAUUUUGAUUAUUAUAACAAAAAGAAAGAAACCUCAUACUUACCCAAAUGUUACAGAAGAUCAUGAUCUAAUAUUUUAUUUUGUAACUAAUGCCAAUAAAUUGCAAGUUUACACUUACAUCCCAGAUGUUUUUAAA
Molecule: messenger RNA, 2678 nt
Organism: Varanus komodoensis (Komodo dragon)
Lineage: Eukaryota; Metazoa; Chordata; Lepidosauria; Squamata; Varanidae
Gene: POLR3E
Product: RNA polymerase III subunit E
Exons: 21
Coding region: 169-2280 (703 amino acids)
Biological process (GO): DNA-templated transcription
Cellular component (GO): nucleus; RNA polymerase III complex
Source: RefSeq, a predicted model, not a curated record